AUGCCCUCGCCCGAUCAUGUAUUGGAAGUUGAAAGCUUCAGCGGCAUUGAUGAGCUGGUACGCCUAAGGAAAUUUAGUCAGGACUUGGGGUCCGGAGGCACGUCUCAACACCUUCGUAGGUUCGAAGCUGUCUGUGCAUCUCUGAAGCUCCCGAUCGAACAGGCCAAGGGAGUUCUGGAGUACCUUACGAAGGGAUUGGAGGCAUUGGCCGUAGGCGCGUCCAGUGGUGAAGUGAAGGUGGCAGAAGAUAUACUUGUGAACUUCUUGUCACUGACGCUGGGUUUACUCCAGUCAGAGGCUGUCACGCUACGGAGGGUCAGAGUGUCAGAGGAAAUCUCGCUGACCACCGCCACGCCCACGGGCGGGGGCGGGUCAGCGGCCACGACCUUUAUGGACCGCAGCUUGGAGGCCCCUCCUGCCGCUUCCCCUGACAAUAGUUGUGCUGCGCGCGGCCGCGGCUUGAAAGAGGGGCGGUCCAGCGCCCGCUUGACAUCCAGAUUGAAGAUAAUGCGUGGGAUGAUUUUUUACAACAGGGCAAGGAGGCCCUUGACUUCCUUGAAGAGGACCCAGCGUUACGAUGGCGACAUUGGGCACCUGAGAACUGAGAACUCCACUUUCAUCAAACCAAAGGAGCCACCAGGUCACACGGGGCAGACGAAAGGGAAAGGUGAAAGGAAACGACCAGCAAGGUUCCGCACAGAGGAACAGCCAUGGGGCGUCGACAGGUUGGGCCGUGAAGACCAGGUGCGACUUCGCCAGGAGAACAAGAUGGUCAAGCGAAGCCUCAGAGGGCUGGAAGCAAAUGACCGCCGAGGCGGGUUUGCAGGUCUUGAACAUCCCUAUGAUUCAUUCCUUUGGAAAAUGGAAGAGGCAGAGGAGGUCCGGUCACGGCUGGGGUUUAUGAUCUCGUCGUGGUCCUAUUGCUGCUUCGGGGGUCGUAAGACCAGAUGGACUUCGCUCUUGCACGACUCACCCAGGGAGCAUCAGGCGCUCCAUCGCCCUCGCUGCCAAUGUUCAUUCUCAGCGGACCAACCCGCUGGAGCAGGAACCAACCAGCAAGGGGGAGAAUCUCCUGUGGACGCUGAGUACCCCUGGCAGCUGUGCGUGGCUUAUGCUGACGCGAUUAUCGCUGACUUGAGGGGGGUUGCAGAGCGAAGACCUUGUGUAUACAAACUUGUCCUGGAAGUGGAAAACAUGGUGCGACAUAUGGACUCCGGAGAUGGGCAGAAGCAUCUGGCGAACCUUGCCGAAAAGCAGAUGUUCAGGGGGUCUGACAUUUCGUUGUCGGCGCCCAAAGAAGGCAAUGGAAGAGGGGUGAUGACACCUUACCCAGCCUUCCGCUGGUUUUGGCAAACGGUGGAAGACCACAAGUGGCCGAUGGAGCAACAGCUAUCGGUGGUGCACAUGAUAAUGAUCCUGGCCGAACUUCGGCGCCGCUCCAAAUCAACCAGACAUUUCUACAAAGUGUAUGUGAACUUGAUGGAUAGCUCAAUCUGCUAUUGGGCGCUUACCAAGGGGCACUCGUCAUCCUCGACCAUGAACCGG
Cladocopium goreaui is the source of this 1545-nucleotide messenger RNA. Lineage: Eukaryota; Dinophyceae; Suessiales; Symbiodiniaceae. The record is from the annotation of a GenBank genome assembly.